Messenger RNA from Calliphora vicina (urban bluebottle blowfly), 1047 nucleotides. Its product is annotated as lectin subunit alpha-like. The record is from RefSeq and is a predicted model, not a curated record. NCBI's taxonomy places the organism in Eukaryota, Metazoa, Arthropoda, Insecta, Diptera, Calliphoridae. The coding region runs from base 1 to 1047 and encodes 348 amino acids. The transcript has 2 exons.
AUGCGUUCAACAUAUCUUUUUAAAGUGUUGGUGGUUUUAUUGAUUUUUAAAAUAAAUGGCAUUUAUUGCUUGGGACAAAUGUACACAUCAGAUGCCAAUAAUCAGUAUUAUAUUGAUUUUGAAGAGAAGUUCAAUUGGAUGGAAAGUCAGGCAGAGUGUUUAAAAAUUAACAUGACUUUAGUGGAGAUUGAAACAAGUACAAAAUCUUUGGAACUAAGUGGCCUGAUCCAGAAUAUACGCCAAGCAAAUAAUUUAAAAAAUGCUACUCUUUGGAUUGGUGGUAUUAUGAGCCGAUUUCCGGAAAAACAUUUUGUUUGGCUUUCAACGGGCAACAAAUUUACUUACACCAACUGGUUCGGCGGUAAUCCCAACUUCUUUGGCAAAAAUGAAUUUUGUGUUCAAAUGAUAAUGGAAGAGAAUAUGAGAUGGAACGAUAAUAGAUGUUUAAAUAAAUUUGGUUUGGUGUGUGAACUCAAUAAGAUCCAACAAUUGGAGGAAAAACAAAAGCAGUGGCAGCAAGAAAUACAAAGUGUUAAAGAAACUUUGCAACAAGAAAGUCAAACUCAUGAGCAAAUGCAACAAAAUCUAGAGAAUGAAGUUGAACAGAAAGCACUACAACUACAGCAUGAAAUGGAGAAACGUGAAAAACUUGAAGAGAAAUUGCAAGCAGAAAUUCUGAAGAGUGUAGAGUUGCAAAAAGCCUUACAAAAUAAACUAGACAUGCAGCAACAAUUGCAGGAUAAGUUACAGCAGAGUCGGGAAAACAAGCUUAGAAAGCAAGAAAAAUAUGAACAAAAUGUACAAAGAGAAUUACAGGAACAAGAAAAUCUUCAGCAAGAACUACAAAUACAAGGAGAACUAAAUGAGCAAUUAAAGGAGCAACUGCAGGAACUGACAGGCAGCCUUUCAAAAAUACCGCAAAUAUAUGCAGAGAACAUAGAAAAAGAAAUAGAAGCACAGAAACGAUUAAAGAAUGAAACAAAAACUCCAUUACAGCUGCAACAACAAUUUCAGGAACAAUUAAAACAAUUAUCUUUAAGGAAUUAG